Nestor notabilis (Kea) is the source of this 649-nucleotide messenger RNA. It is a transcript of the gene LY86, whose product is annotated as lymphocyte antigen 86. Bases 1 to 486 code for a protein of 161 amino acids. The transcript has 5 exons. Lineage: Eukaryota; Metazoa; Chordata; Aves; Psittaciformes; Psittacidae. The record is from RefSeq and is a predicted model, not a curated record. Gene Ontology annotation, biological process: positive regulation of lipopolysaccharide-mediated signaling pathway; innate immune response.
AUGAAGACAUCAAAUGUUCUCGUUCUCAUCUUAGCCCUGCUUUACAUCAAUGCCAGCACGGAAUGGCCUACGCACACAGUCUGCAAAGAUGACAACUUGGAAAUCUAUUACAAAAGCUGUGAUCCCAACCAAGAUUUUGCUUUCAGCAUUGACCAUUGUUCUGAUGUCCCAAGCCACACCUUUAAUGUCAGAGCUGCAAUCUUGCUAAGACACAACAUCAAGGAACUUUAUGUCAAGCUUAACAUGAUCAUAAAUGGGAAGACCGUCUUAACCUACUCGGAGACGCUUUGUGAGCCGGGUCAUUCUAAGCUUAUUUUCUGUGGAAAGAAGAAAGGAGAACACCUCUACUAUGAGGGACCAGUCACACUGGGAAUCAAAGAAAUCCCACAGGGAGAUUAUGAUAUUUCGGCAGAGCUGACUAAUGAAGAUCACGCCACUGUUGCUUGUGCCUAUCUUACUGUGAAAAAUUAUUUAGAGUAUUAUUAGCAACAAGCCAAUUUCAGGAGAGCUGCAGACUACCAAAGUUAGUCAAAGCCAAGUGAGCUGCUUGCAUGCCACAAUGAUUCUGAAGGAAAUAAUCCCCAUGUGGUGGUUCUGAUGCUAUUCCUCUUCAUAAUUCACUAUUUUCAAGAUGUGACUAGACCCUCUA